Messenger RNA from Diutina rugosa, 1395 nucleotides. RefSeq names its product Djp1p (gene DJP1). Bases 1 to 1395 code for a protein of 464 amino acids. The record is from RefSeq and is a predicted model, not a curated record. Gene Ontology annotation, cellular component: cytosol. Gene Ontology annotation, biological process: protein import into peroxisome matrix. The transcript has a single exon. NCBI's taxonomy places the organism in Eukaryota, Fungi, Ascomycota, Pichiomycetes, Serinales, Debaryomycetaceae.
AUGGUGGCGGAUACCGAGUACUACGACCUCCUCGAGCUUGACUCGCUGGCGACGCUGCUUGAGAUCAAGCGGGCCUACCGCAAGCUCGCCAUCAGGCUCCACCCGGAUAAGAACCCCGACGACCCCGAUCUGGAGGAGAAGUUCAAACGAGUGGGCGAGGCGUACCAAGUAUUAAGCGAUGACCAGUUGCGCAGCAAGUACGACAAGUACGGCAAGCAGGAGCUGGUUCCGAGCAACGGGUUUGAAGAUCCCGCCGAGUUCUUCAAUAUGAUUUUCGGGGGCGAAGCGUUUGGCGACUGGAUUGGCGAGCUUCUGUUGCUCCAGGAAUUGACCAAGAGUGCCGAGUUACAGAGUAUGGAUGACGAUGGUGAAGGUAAAGAAGGUAAAGAAGGCGAAGCCCGGCUUUUAGGGGAGACGAGUAUCGAUGAAAAGGAAAAGCGCAAACAUGAUUUGGAGAAGUUUGAGGCGGAAUGCGCUCAGAAGAAGGAGGAACUGAGACAACAGUUACAGGAGAAGUUGGUCAACCGCCUCUCGUUAUUGACGGAAACGGAUAUGGCCGAUGAUGUGGUGGAACUGUUCCGGGAGAAAAUGCGGUAUGAGGCCGAUAUGCUUAAAAUGGAGCUGUUUGGGCUUGAGAUUCUCCAUACGUUAGGGGAGAUUUACCGUACCAAACUGAGAAUUUUCCUUAAAAACCAGACAUUCUUUGGUUGGGGUGGGUUUUUCCACUCGUUGGGUGAAAAAGGCGGUGUGGUCAAAGAUACGUUUUCCGCGGUGACUCUGGCGUUGGACGCUCAGAGAACGAUGGCGGAGUACACGAAGAUGCAGGAGGAUAACGAGUACCACGCCAAGAAGGAGGCUGAAGCUGAAGGGAAGACCACCGAAGAUGCUACUACUGAAGGUGAAACUGCCUCUGAGACUACCAAUGAUGCUGCCGCUGACUCGACAAAGCCUGAACCUGAGACUACCACCUCCCAUACUACUGCUUAUGAGCCUGAUUUACUGUCUCCUCCUCCUUCCACUUCCACUUCCACUUCUACCAAAAAGGGGAAGCCCGAGCCGGUACCGGAGAAGCACACCCAGGAAGAGCUCCAGGAAAUGGAACAGUACUUGAUGGGCAAAGUGCUUGCCGCCGCCUGGGGUGGCACCAAAUUUGAGAUUCAGGGGACCGCUAGAGGUAUUUGCGAUAAUAUCCUCGACGAUAAGCUGGUUCCGCUUGAACUGCGGAUCGCCCGGGCCAAAGCACUUAGAAUCAUUGGCGAUGUGUUUUUGCUGACGCUGAGAACGGAAGCCGAGGCGGAAGAAGCCCGGGUGUUUGAAGAGUUGGUGGCGAAAGCCGGUAAGAAGCGGGAGAAGAAAAAGAAGGCUAAGCCCGACACCGAAGAAACGGCUGCGUGA